AUGGAGGGCGAGGCGAACGGGACCCUGGACCCCUCCUGCGGCUCCAGCGAGCCGCCCUACUCGGAGGAGCUUCUCCGGAGCCUUGACCUUCCAGGGAGACUUCUCUUUGCAACCUUGACUCUGAUGACGCUCAUUGCCAUUCUGGUGUUUAUAGAGGAAGCAAUCUACAUCUACAGGAAAAUCCCCUCCUCCAAAAGAUCAAUCAUAAUUUGGAUUAAUGCUGCAGCUCCAGUGAUCUCCACUACUUCGUGCAUUGGUAUGUGGGUUCCUCGCUCAACAAUGUUUACAGAUUUCACAGCAGGAAUAUUUUUUGCCAUAGUUAUCCACAAGUUCCUGAUGAUGAUGAUUAAAGAGUGUGGAGGGCAGAAGGUGCUCCUCAGACGGUUUGAAAAUGGUCACUUCACCAUCACCACCGGCCCCUGCUGCUGCUGCUGCCUCUGCCUCCCUCGUGUGCCCAUCACCAGGCAAACCCUCUUUUGGCUGAAGCUGGGCACCUUUCAGUUUGCUGUCUUUCGGCCUGUGCUUGUAUUUUUAUCAAUAGUGCUUUGGACUAAUGGCAAUUAUGUUCUUUACAAUGUGUCUCCCAAAGGACCUGCACUGUGGAUCAGCUGCUUCAUUGGUGCCCUCACCCUUUGUGCUCUGUGGGCAGUAGGAAUCAUGUUUCGAAAAGUUAGGAUUCUCCUUAAGUGUAAGAACAUUAUCCCAAAGUUUGCUCUUUAUCAGUUUAUUGUCAUUCUGAACCACCUGCAGACUACUAUUAUCAACAUAUUUGCUACACAAAAAAUCAUUCCCUGUGCUCCACCACUCUCCUCUACAGCAAGAGGAUCAUACAUUGCCCAGCAGCUGCUCAUCAUGGAAAUGUUUCUGAUAACUGUAAUCUCCAGGGUGGUCUAUCGGAGGAAAUACCACGACCUGGAGCCUCCGGAGUGCGUGGCUGAAGAACCUGGGGACAAGAAGCAGACUCCUGAGGUUAUCCUGAAUGGUGCAGCUGUGGAAGAUGCAUUGCCAAAGGUUUAG
This is a messenger RNA of Camarhynchus parvulus, 1017 nucleotides long. Its product is annotated as organic solute transporter subunit alpha-like. The record is from RefSeq and is a predicted model, not a curated record. The transcript is spliced from 8 exons. Gene Ontology annotation, molecular function: transporter activity. Lineage: Eukaryota; Metazoa; Chordata; Aves; Passeriformes; Thraupidae. Gene Ontology annotation, biological process: bile acid and bile salt transport. Gene Ontology annotation, cellular component: plasma membrane; endoplasmic reticulum membrane. The coding region runs from base 1 to 1017 and encodes 338 amino acids.